This is a messenger RNA of Pollicipes pollicipes, 1935 nucleotides long. RefSeq names its product meiosis regulator and mRNA stability factor 1. The record is from RefSeq and is a predicted model, not a curated record. Bases 1 to 1935 code for a protein of 644 amino acids. The transcript is spliced from 16 exons. NCBI's taxonomy places the organism in Eukaryota, Metazoa, Arthropoda, Thecostraca, Pollicipedomorpha, Pollicipedidae.
AUGCCGGCCGGCUCGCCUGCCGUGGGCGGGCCGGGCGGCCUGGACGGGCCCGUCGAGCUGACCGUGACCAACCUGGAUGCCAGCCGCCACCCACGCGACGCCGAGAAGGUCCUCUACGACCUGGCCAUCCGUCACGCUAAGGUGGAGAGCGUCUCGGUGUACUGCCAGUCGGACGGCUCGCUGGUGGGCACCAUCUCGGUGCCGACGCUGUACGACUCGCAGGCGCUGAUCGCUGAGAUGCACCGCGCCGUGGUGGGCACCAAGCGCAUCAUGCUGGCGUACGCCCGCACCGACCGUCCCGACCCGUACAAGAUACGGACGCAGGUGAUUCGGCUGCUGAACGACGUGCCAUCGGGCCAGCUGCCGCUGGUGAAGUUCAUGGAGCUGUACGAGCAGCGCUUCCACAACACCGUCUCCAUCGCCGACCUGUUCAGGAUGCGCGAGACUGUGACGGUGGUGGACAGCAGCAGCGGACGCGUUAUCCAGCUGAACCCGAUGCUGAAGACCCAGGACCACGGCUGCGGCGUCCGACCGCCGGCCGCCUCGGCGUGCGCGCGCCACCCGCCUCAGCGCGGCGCCACCGUCGGCUGGGCGGAGCUCGACGACCCCAGCGUGCUGCCCAACAGCGACGUGGCGCUGGAGGAGCUGGAGCGCGUGGUGCGCCACCUUCUGGAGACACACGACGGCCUGCUUCAUCUCUCCAGCCUGCUGGACUGUUACGCGGCCGAGUUCCACGACCCGGCGCUGGCGCGGCUGCGGCUGGACCCGGCCGCCGUCUGCCUGGAGCACCUCAUCACCUGCCUGGCCGACGUGCGCGUGGUGACGCGCGGCCAGGACAAGCUGGUGGUCUGGGCACGUGACUCGCCCGAGGACGAGCCGGCCCCGGUGAACCCCAGCCUGCAGCAGAAGGUGGUGCUGUUCUCGCGCGAGGUGGUGGACCUCCUGCGGGCGGCGCCGCGAGCCCGCAUGCCCUUCAACAGGUUCAUCCCAGCGUACCACCAUCACUUCGGUCGGCAGUGCCGCGUCUCCGACUACGGGUUCACCAGGCUGGCCGACCUGUUCGACGUGUUGCCGCAGAUCGUGCAGGUGCUGGGCUGCGGUCACCGUCGCGUCAUCACGCUGACGCCGCGCGCCCAGGAGCGCCGCUUCCUCUCGGACCUGCUGCGCGUGCUGAAGGCGCAGCACUCGAAGCAGCUGGCCGUGACGGCCCUGCCGCAGGCCUUCUCCGAGGUCACCGGCCGCGAGUUCACCGUCUGGGACUACGGCGCCACGCGGCUGCACACGCUCCUCUCGACCGUCAACGGCGACAGCGUGGUGGUGUACAAACAGGACGGUGAUCUGCGCGUGGCCAUACCGCGUCGCGAGCAGACGCCCGAGGAGAUGCAGAAGACCAAGCACUUCGCCACGGAGAUGACGCAGGUGCUGAUCCGUCAGGUGAAAGAGCUGCUGCGACACGUGCCGUUCUGCCAAAUGCAGUUCAACAAGUUCAUCCCGGCGUACCACCACCACUUCGGCCGACAGUGCCGCGUCUCCGACUACGGCUUCGGCAAGCUGGCCGAGCUGUUCGAGGCCGUGCCAGACACCGUACAGGUGACCUCUGACGAGGACGGCGAGAAGCUGAUCCAGCUGACGCGGACCGCUCUGCGCUCAGUGCUCUCGGACCAGCUGGUGACGCUGCUCCAGAACGCGGGGGUGGAGUCGGUGGGCCUGGAGGAGCUGUGCGCCCUCUUCCUGCGCGAGUUCGGCUACCGGCUCAACCCGGCGCUGUACGGCGGCGCCACCGUCCGAGAGCUGAUGGCGCAGCUGCGCUCGGUGGUGCGGCUGGGCGGCGCUCCUGACGCGCCCCGGGUGUUCCUGGUCAACCGCCAGCACCUGCGGCAGGCCGCCGUCAACGUGCGGACCCUGCUCAUGGAACAGUCGCCAAUCGCGGCUUAA